AUGCUCCCGGCCAAUACAUCCGUGUUCGGGUGCGACGACACGACGUUCCACCAGGACUUGGGGAGCAAGGCUGAUUUCUGGGACAAGCGCUUGCGUCCGUACCUGGAGAAGGAGAAGGGAUGGGUUGCGGAGGACAUGCAGUUCUUUAGUAAUAUGAUGGAGUUCGUGCCCGUCUCACUCUCAGACCCCUCCACUUUGAGGGCGCUGGACGCUCGCAUACGGCAGUCCUCCGAGGGUCGCGCUAAGGAUCACAGGGUGUUCUACCUCGCGUUGCCAUCCUUCCUUUUUGCCAGUGCGGUGGAGGCUAUCAAGCUGAACUGCUGGUCGCAGACAGGCGCUUGCCGCGUCAUCGUGGAGAAGCCCUUUGGCAAGAAUGGGGCAGAGGCCAAGGAGCUCUCCGACAAGCUCAGCAGGCAUUUGAGCGAGCCCGAGACAUUCAGAAUAGACCAUUAUCUCGCCAAAACGCUGGUGCUCAACCUGCUCACCCUGCGCUUCGCAAAUCGUGAGCUGGGCUCCCUGUUUCAUCAGUACCACAUCGCCAAUGUCCGCAUCACAUUCAAGGAGACCAUCGGGGUGGUGGGGCGCGCUGGGUACUUCGACAGCUACGGCAUCAUCAGGGAUAUCAUGCAGAACCACCUCAUGCAGGUUCUGGCCCUGGUGGCCAUGGAGGCCCCCGCCAGCCUGGGGGCCGAGGACGUCCGGGACGAGAAGGUCAAGGUGCUGAAGCAGAUCCGGCCGAUCGACCCGGCGAAUUGCGUCAUCGGGCAGUACGACGGCUACCAGGAUGAUCCUGACAUAAAAAGGAUUAAUGAUGAAAAGGGGCAUCCCUCAAGAUGCCCGACUUUCGCGGUGGCCGUACUGUACCUCGACAACGAGCGAUGGUCUGGGGUACCUUUCAUCCUGAAGGCGGGCAAGGCACUGGAGACUCCCUUCACCAUCGUGCGGCUGCAGUUCAAGAAGGCGCCUCCGAACAGCCUCUUCGGUGAACAGCCGCAGAACGAGCUGGUGAUCAGGAUACAGCCGAACGAGGCUAUCUAUUACAAGAUGCUGGCCAAGUUGCCAGGCCUCACGCAGUCGGCCAAGGACGUAAAGCAGACUGUUCUCGACCUGGACCUCAAGAAGCGGUUCGAACUCCGGCGCACACCAGAGGCGUACGAGAAGCACGGUGGCGGAUCCACGACGUGA
Molecule: messenger RNA, 1185 nt
Organism: Prorocentrum cordatum
Lineage: Eukaryota; Dinophyceae; Prorocentrales; Prorocentraceae
Source: the annotation of a GenBank genome assembly